Molecule: messenger RNA, 2106 nt
Organism: Myxocyprinus asiaticus (Chinese sucker)
Lineage: Eukaryota; Metazoa; Chordata; Actinopteri; Cypriniformes; Catostomidae
Gene: avpr2b.1
Product: arginine vasopressin receptor 2b, tandem duplicate, 1
Exons: 2
Coding region: 101-1177 (358 amino acids)
Biological process (GO): G protein-coupled receptor signaling pathway; positive regulation of vasoconstriction; regulation of systemic arterial blood pressure by vasopressin
Cellular component (GO): membrane
Molecular function (GO): peptide binding; vasopressin receptor activity
Source: RefSeq, a predicted model, not a curated record
UGCGCAGAGGCGUAAAUACUGUGAGUUCUGUUCCAUUUGAUCCUCACUGAACUUGAACUUGAAAUGCCUACAAGAUUUCGUGAGCUAGCGCAAUUUGAAAAUGUCUUUCUUCAGAUUCAAUUUAAGCAAUGCAACUUUGGAGAUGGAAGCGACAGUAGAUGAAGCCCGAGACGAGCGCUUGGCGCAAGUGGAGAUCGCGCUUCUGAGUGUCAUAUUCCUGUGCGCUGCAGCUCUAAACUUCGGAUUGCUGCUGGUUUUAUGGAGGAGACGACAACAGAUGACUCGCAUGCGCGUCUUUGUCAGUCAUCUCUGCCUAGCGGACCUGGCGGUCGCCUUCUUCCAGGUGUGUCCCCAGCUAAUCUGGGACAUAACGGACCGUUUUCUGGGCCCUGACCUGGUAUGCCGUCUGGUCAAGUAUUUCCAGGUGGUCGGCAUGUUCGCCUCCACCUACAUGAUAGUUGUGAUGACCGUAGACCGCUACCAGGCGAUCUGCAAGCCCAUGGUGACUUUCCAGAGAAGGCGCACGCGCUGGAACCUCCCCGUGUGCGUCGCGUGGACUGUGUCCCUCAUCCUCAGCCUCCCGCAAAUCUUGAUUUUCUCCAGAGUUCAAAUCGCUCCGGGUGUCUACGACUGCUGGGCACAGUUCGUUCAGCCUUGGGGACUUAAAGCGUACGUGACAUGGACGACGCUGGUCGUAUUUGUUCUGCCGAUCAUAACCGUGAUGGUGUGCCAGGUGCGCAUAUGCCGCGCGCUACAGAUCAACCUGUUCAUGAAGACGCAGCAGCAGGGAGGAGAUGAGAACUCGCAUCCGCUUUCCUCCAGCGCAAGCAGCGUCGUGUCGGUCUCAAAAUCUCGGACUAAGACCGUGAAGAUGACAGUGGUGAUCGUGCUCGCCUACACCGUCUGCUGGGCUCCGUUUUUCACCGUGCAGCUGUGGUCUGUUUGGGACGCCAAAGCUCCAACUGAGACCACGACUUUUACUAUCCUCAUGUUGCUGGCAAGUCUGAACAGCUGUGUCAAUCCUUGCAUUUACCUUCUUUUCACCGUGAAGUUUCCCAAACGGUUGGCAGGUUUGCUGAGCACGGAGAACGCCGAUAUGAAGGAGUCGGUGACUGAGGAAGCCACAAUGGUCAGCUCCCUGUAUAUGAGCUACAAAAACCCCAGUGAAAUACGGUGAAAAAGAAAGAACACUAACAAAAAGUACCAAUAAGUACCAUUGUACCAUUGGAGUGUUUUUAUGGCAUUAAGCUACUAUUUUUCUAAAGGCACACCUUAAGCAUAUGUAGCUUUUUUUCUGGUCACAAAGUGCAUCAAGAUUGAAUUAAUAAAUAAAUGUCUUUUUAUUGAAUAUUGAUGGAACAACCUAAUUUGUGUAAAAAGAAAUAGGGUGGGCCUACAACGGGGUAAAAGGCUCCAUUGAUUUUAUCUUCUCCCAAAACCCUAAAUAACAACAAAAACUACCACAGUACUGUACUAAAUACCUGUAUGUCACUCACUAUACACUGGAACGUUUUCCUGUUCCAUGAGAUCUUUGUGUGUGUGGUGUCUAAAGAUUGAUUUUGAGGCAAUUUGAUCUCAUUUUUAUUUUGUUUUUAAAUGUUGCAAAUUUAUGUGGCUAAUGAAAAUCCCUGAAAUUAACAUUUCUUUUGAGACAAAAACUUAUUAAUCAUUUUCAGUUUUAAGGUCAUUAAAUCAAACAUUUUUCAAUAACUGUCCCAUAAGUGAAAGGGUGGUAUUUUUGGGUAAAAAUGUUGACAUUUACAUUAACAGAGAUUAAUUAGAGCUGAAAAAGUAUUGUUCAUUGUAAGUUCAUGUUAACUAAUGUUCAACCUUAUUGUAUUGUUACAGGGAUACUAUAUAAUUUGGUGGGAUUGUAGUGUUGAAAUUGAAAAUGCUUGUACUUGCUCAAUGUUUCUUUGUGUUUUGUGUCAAUGAAGUGCUGUGAUAUACUGCUCAAUUUGGCAUUGAAAUAAUUCCAAUAAAGUGUACAAAUACAAAAUCAUGCCUUUUAGAAGCCAAGGACAGUAAAUGACUUCAGGCAUCACCAUUAUUAACCUCAGUGAUCUGUUUUGUGUUCACAAAGAAUAAAAAGGACAAAAUAGUACA